Molecule: messenger RNA, 2715 nt
Organism: Peniophora sp. CBMAI 1063
Lineage: Eukaryota; Fungi; Basidiomycota; Agaricomycetes; Russulales; Peniophoraceae
Source: the annotation of a GenBank genome assembly
AUGAGAGAUGGUGAAACGACGAGUACAGCGAUUUUAGGCUCUUUACCGGAGAAGGAUCUUCGCGUAUCCUCCGAAGAGAGCUUGGCAAAACCCAGUGAUGACGCUUGUACGGGUGUCGACUUUCAGCAGCAGCCAGCAACGGCGGUGCAGAGGGAGGAAGAGGGAGCCUUUGCAGGACAAAAGCGGCCUAACGAAGAAGAACACAUGACCGCUGAUGAUGUUGACGACGAUAACAAGUUGACCAGACCCUCGUCGUCAGCCGGGCUACGGGUUGACAGCGAGGGGUAUCUAACGACUCUCGGUCUCUCGAUCAACCCCGUGCUACGUUAUCUCGUUUGUUCGGAUUGCGAGAGGGCGGUGCUAGAAGCGGAAGUCCGCACUCAUCUUCGCUCUUAUCAUAAGGAGACUCUUCCUCUUCUAGAGCCCCAGAAGCUUCGGCUCGCAAUCGGCUCGACGGGCGUUGAGUUGUCGGAUGAUUGGGUAGACCCGGGAGCACAUAUACGAGACGCGUAUGACGGCAUCGAAAUCCUCGUGGGCUACGAAUGUCCUGAGUGUCCUGGCUCAUCAUUCCAUGCAAUUAGCACACUUCGUUCGCACUACCGCAGCAAACAUCCACAAACCAAGUUCGACCGUAAUCAAGCGUUCCCUCGCGCGGACAUGCAGCAAGUGACGACGGCGGCGGGGCCUGCACGAAAGUUUUUUCCUGUGAUCGUUCGAAACACAGUCUUGCAAGACGCCGGGAUCUCGGACUUUGUCGCGCAGCUUGAAAGGACGCAAAGGUUGCAAUUCAAAAGCGUGACAGCACAGGAGCAGGAUUUGCGUCGGCAUCCUGAGUGGAUUCAAAGGCUGAGGUACUCUGAGGCUCUGAAAGGACGUAAUGACUUUCCGUACCUUACUGGUCUGACGGAGUUACCCAAGGACGUUGGUCCACCCUCGAGGCUUUUGCGUGCGGUGAGGGAGAUUACAGAGCAGGCCAACGGUCUUAUACCUUUGACGAGCGAACUUAUCUUGAGGAGACUCGUGACGGCCGACCCAAAGAAAAGGCGAGUGAGAUCGGACAAACACCCGUCUGACGUUUGCAAUCUUAACCUCUUCUAUCUUAGUGGGUACGAACACGCUCCUUUUAAACGGCUACAGAAGGGGGACCACGCCUACGACAACGAGUGUUACAGGGUUCUUCUCUUUUUGAAGAGAACAAGGAAAAGCGAGAGGCCAACUUAUGACUCACACAUUCCUGAUGAUAUCGCUUGUCUCGUCGAGGAAAUGAACGACGCUCUCAUGGCCCCUAACGCAACGUACUCUCCCGCUCAAGUAAAAGAGACGGUCUUGGCGCUGCUCGUUGCCAUCUAUACUCGUACAUGGGAGCCCAGCGAGAACAACGCCAUUCCGGAUCCCGUCAUGCAAACGGUGAUGCUCACAAUGCUGGACCGUGACGGCCGUUGGAAGGAUGCCAAAGAUCUGACGCCAACGCUAGCCAGACUGGAGCGCAACGUUCGCACAGUAAUGCUAGUGCACAUGCAUCGGUUACGGAAGAGCUUACCGGGAAGCCCAAGUCUUGACGAAAUAUCUUUGCUUCUUCAGAAGUCCUAUACCGAAGGUUAUCAUUCAACCUUCAGCGCGCUUAUCCAGACCCAGCACCUUGCGUCUUCGAUUGCGAUGAGCCAGCCGUCUGCUCCAACCAUGUACUGGGUCGAUCCAGAUAGUCGGCGGAUACUCAACUACAACGGAUGGAACAUUCACGUGGACGACUGGGCACGGAUGAUGCACGCGCUGCAUGAUCGUCAGGAUGUGGUCUUGAAGGAACUAUUGAUGGGUGAGGAGGACAUUCUCAUUGACUUUACCGGGAAAACCCUCGUGGAUAAUCCUCAACAGCAAAGCUACUGUUACUCGCUAUUCAAGGACGGUCGCAACUCUUCUUUAUUCUACCCGGACGGGAAUGAGAACAUACUGUUGCAUAGGGUUGCAAGCAGGCCGGCGCUAAGGCGCAAGUUCUUUCGCCAGUCUGCGGACGGUGAAUGGCAUGUGCUGUCCACGGUGGCGCGACAGUGGAUGGGAAAGCUCGCGGAGCUUAGUGGCCUUAAUAUGAGUGCCCUCACGCUGGCAGGAGGUGGUCCCGCGCGUAGUACGGAGUUGACCGCUCUAAACUAUGCUUGCGGAAGAGACGGGGAUAUGCGAAACUUGGUAGUUUACCGAAAUGGGCUGGUAAUUGCAAAGACAUAUCACAAGAUGGGCCCGACCACCGGCCAGCUGAAGCUGAUUCCUGACAUUUUGGACGCCCAUCUCAGCUACGUUCUACUGCACGAACUUGCCAUCCUUCGCCCCUUUGCAAUCAUGCUGGCUCAAACCGUCUUCCCGAACAACGAGACGAUACUUGAGAAGUACCGAUGCAGGUUAUUCCUGUCGUAUGGUCGGGAGUUCAAAUGCGACGACCUCUCGAACUUGCUUGCGAUUUGGACCUCUCAAUACCUCAAAGUCUCGAUGACGCUGAGGUUUGUGCGACAGGCGAUGAUCGCAUUCAAGAACGCAAAAGAAGAUUCGACGGACGUUGACGCUUUCAUGGCGUCGCAUAGCUCUGCGGUGGAAUUCAAACGUUAUGCUGUCUUGAGCGAGCUGCCGACCGGAGGUAGCUCGAAGCUCUGGGAUGAGUGCCGCGUGGCCUGCCGACUCAUGCAUAUUCGCUUUGAAAUUAUUCCUGGUGAGUUUGCCCGGUCAUAG